AAGAGAGAGCACCAAAUCAGGCUUAACCAGUUCCAAACACAGAGGUUCCUUGGUUUGUGUCUCAACACAUCCAAAUUAAGCUAUGGCUUCCCUCUCCUUGUUUUCCUUAUUCUGUAUGUUUUCGUUUCUAUUGGGGAUGGCACAUGCACAGCUAUCUUCCGACUACUACUCAAGUUCAUGCCCUAGCGCUCUGUCUACCAUUCAAACUGCAGUAAACAAUGCAGUAGCUGACGAGUCCCGCAUGGGGGCCUCACUGCUCCGCCUUCAUUUCCAUGAUUGCUUUGUAUUGGGAUGUGAUGCUUCUAUAUUAUUGGAUGACACUGCAAACUUUACUGGAGAGAAGACAGCAGGACCAAAUAAUAACUCUGUGAGAGGAUAUGAUGUGAUCGACACCAUUAAAUCUCAAAUGGAAAGCUUGUGCCCUGGAGUUGUUUCUUGUGCAGAUAUUGUAGCAGUGGCAGCUCGUGACUCUGUUGUUGCUUUGGGUGGCCCAACAUGGACUGUGCAAUUGGGCAGAAGAGAUUCAACCACGGCGAGUUUUAGUACUGCUAACUCUGACCUCCCAGCCCCGACCUCAGAUCUUGAUGCUCUCAUAUCUCUCUUCUCCAACAAGGGCUUCACUACCCAGGAAAUGGUGGUUCUCUCAGGAACUCAUACCAUAGGUAAAGCACAAUGCUCAAAAUUUCGGGAUCGAAUUUACAACGAGACCAACAUCGAUGCAACAUUUGCAACAUCAAAACAGGCAAUCUGCCCAAGCUCAGGUGGAGAUGAGAAUCUGUCUGAUCUGGAUGAAACGACUACUGUUUUCGAUAAUGUUUAUUUCACGAAUUUGAUAGAGAAGAAGGGUCUGUUGCACUCAGACCAACAACUCUACAAUGGUAACUCCACAGAUUCCAUGGUUGAAACCUACAGCAACGACUCUACCACUUUCUUUACCGAUGUGGCCAGCGCCAUGGUUAAAAUGGGAAACUUGAGUCCCCUAACCGGUACUGAUGGAGAGAUCAGGACAAACUGCAGGGCAAUAAACGGAUAAAUUUAAAUGUCUUUAAAGUUGUACUUCAGUUAAUAUCUAGGAGUAGCUUAUCACAAAGUGAUUUGAGAUAUAUAUCUUGUUUAUGGCAUUUGUAUUUGCUCAUCAACUUAAAGGUUUAUCUCAAAUAAAGUUUUUAGUUGGUUUUGGAUCUACUGCAAAAA
Molecule: messenger RNA, 1194 nt
Organism: Vitis riparia (riverbank grape)
Lineage: Eukaryota; Viridiplantae; Streptophyta; Magnoliopsida; Vitales; Vitaceae
Product: cationic peroxidase 1-like
Exons: 4
Coding region: 83-1033 (316 amino acids)
Biological process (GO): response to oxidative stress; hydrogen peroxide catabolic process
Molecular function (GO): heme binding; peroxidase activity
Source: RefSeq, a predicted model, not a curated record